Drosophila rhopaloa is the source of this 3305-nucleotide messenger RNA. It is a transcript of the gene rec, whose product is annotated as DNA replication licensing factor REC. Lineage: Eukaryota; Metazoa; Arthropoda; Insecta; Diptera; Drosophilidae. Bases 36 to 2687 code for a protein of 883 amino acids. Gene Ontology annotation, cellular component: MCM complex; nucleus. The transcript is spliced from 2 exons. The record is from RefSeq and is a predicted model, not a curated record. Gene Ontology annotation, molecular function: single-stranded DNA binding; single-stranded DNA helicase activity; ATP binding.
UAAGCGCGUAAAUUUGUAAACAUUUCCGUAAUAAAAUGAAUCCACCGCCUGCUCGAGGGCGCGCCCCGUCGCGGUUCGUUCGUGGGCGUGGUCGCGGCGGCGGGGCCUACCGCCCGUACUUCUAUUUCCGGCGCAAUGGACGCGUAAUCCCUGCCCGCGGAAAUCGGCAACCAAACCAGGAAGAAUCUGGAGCACCAGGCGCUCCGGGUGACGAUUCGCCUGCAAACCGACAACCUAGAGGCUGGAACCGCACAGCCAGCAAACGGGGUGGCGGUGCCAACAUGGACUGCAGUUUCCUGCGACCAGAGAACUACGCCGCUCCGGAGGAUGGGCUCCAGGUGCAGAGCAUCGCGGUGGACAAUCCGCGGGCCUACUCCGGCUGGCGUCUGUAUUUCCUGCGCGAUAACUACGAGGAGGGCAACGAGCUGGCCAGAAGGAUCAUGGCCGUGGAGGCGCACUAUCAGCGUAAUCCUCACAAUUACGAUUCCGUGAGGACGCGAGAUCGGGGAUACUUUCCCCUGUCCGCCUCUGACAUUCUCCACGACGCUCAGCUGAAGGAGGUUUGGCCUGAUUUGGCCAAGGACAUCCGGGAGCACCCUCUCCGCACGCUGGCCACGCUCUCGCUGGCCAUGCACACGGUGGUGGUGAACCAUCUGCUAGACAACAAUGACUCCACACCCACUGAAGCCUCUACACCGGAGAUGUACAUUCCACCCGUCACGCGGCUUCGAAAGAUCUACGUGCGACCGGUUGACUUUGUGCCCGUGGAAACGAUGGAAGGAAUCAGCCACUCCCGCGUGGACACCCUCUUUGCCAUUCGGGGAACCGUGAGCAGCGUGGGAGAGCCCAGCUACAGUCUCACAUGGCAGGCCUUCCGCUGCAGCCGCUGCCAGAUGGAGAUGGCCAUGCGCCAGCGUGGAACCUUCCAGCCACGUCCAUACCAAUGCAAGCGUUCCGAGUGCGUGGCUCGCGACGAUUUUCUGCCACUCCGGAGCUCCCCAUAUACUCGGGUUUCUGUCAGGCAGAUCAUUCGUCUGGAGGAGUCCAGCUUGUCACAUAUCCAUGACUUCGAGAGCAGCCUGCCGGGGGAGAUGGACGUGGAGCUGCGACACGAUCUGGUAGAUGCGGUACGAGUGGGACAGGAAGUCGUGGUUACCGGAGUACUCAAGCUGCAGGAACUAGGGGAGGAUGCUGCCACAGGAGACGGCUCCAACCAGAUGCAGGCUUACCUGAAGGCGGUGAGCAUCCGGGAUGCGGCCAACAUCAAGCGUAAGUUCAGCGAUCGUGACUUGGAGGCCAUUGCCAUGAUCAAUGCGGAAGAAAAUAGCUUCAAACUCCUGGUGCAAUCCAUUGCCCCUGAAGUGUACGGACAUGAGCUGCCCAAGGCCGCCUGUCUACUAUCCCUUCUCGGAGGUAGAGGGGAUGAAACAGAAGCCAUCAACGUGCUCCUGGUGGGCGAUCCCGGCAUCGGCAAGACCAAGAUCCUGCAGAGCUGCGCACAAAUCACUGAGCGUGGUGCACACGUAAGUGGAAAACGUGGUGCUCAAUCUGCCCAGCAUUUGGCGGUGACCUUCGCUGGAAGGAACAAGCGCGUCCUGCAAGCGGGCGCCUUGAUGGUGGCCAGUGGCGGCGGCCACUGCACUCUGGACGAUGUGGACAAGCUCUCGUCCAAGCAGGCGAUACUACUACAGUGCCUACAAUCAGGGCAGGUUAAUCUUCCGUUUCCCGGAGCCUUUGCCUCUUUUCCGGCUCAACCUUCGGUGAUAGGUUGCGCAAAUCCUCAAAGAGGACAGUACGAUGAGGGGCGCUAUUUACUGCAGAAUAUCAACAUGACGCCGGCUUUGCUCCGGGAGUUUCACCUGGUCUAUGUGUUACUGGACAAGCCAUCCGAGAGGGACAUGUCCCUGACUGCCCAUGUCAGGGCACUCCAUGCUGGGGCAAAAAAACGAGCCAGGAUCGCAGCCCGCUAUGCCCUAAAGCCAAAGAUGAGUGACUCCAUGUGCGAGGCAACCUUUCUUGUGCCGGCGGCGGGAACAGAAGAUGACAAGAUGAAAACGGAGGACGACAACGACAGCAUCAUGCAACAGGACUUCGAUCUGGACAAGCGGCUCGAGCUGCUGGCGGAGGAUGGGGACAUGGACCUGCUGCCACCGGUUCUGAUUAAGAAGUUCCUGGCCUACGCCCGCCAGGAAGUUAGUCCGCUUCUGAACGACGAGGCCUGCAAUACUAUUCUGAGAUAUUUCUUGGAGCUUCAAGGUAGCGCCGGCCAGGAUGAAGGCGAAUGCAGCCAAAUUGGAGCGGGACAACUUCUUGGGCUGAUUCACUUGUCUCAGGCACGUGCCCGGCUGGAUCUCUCCCAUGUGGUCAGCCCUACGCACGUGCGGGAUGUGAUCGCCCUGCUGACCGAGAGCAUCGCCCAGACCAGCCUUAAGUCCAGCUCUGGUGGAUCUGGAACUCGAGGAGGAGGAAGAGGCGGCGGAAAAAGCGCUCAACUACGCAAUUUUGUCCAGUUGAUGCAAAAACGAUCGGCUGCAUUGGGGAGGCGUAUAUUUGAGUACGAGGAGCUAAAGGAGAUCGGAACGAGAGCUGGAAUCUUGACCGGCAUCGGCCAGGUGGUGGAAAUGGCCAACGUGGCCGGCUAUUUGCUCAUGAAGGGCGCAAAUAUGUACGAAGUGGUUCCAGACUAAGGAAAUUACAAAUUAACGUGUCAAUAUUUGACUUUUGUCUGUGGUUUUCUUUCCUGUUAAGUAUUAGUAAAGUGGUUGUUAAAUUGGGAAAAAAUGUCUAGGCAUAUAUUAAAAAUAACUAUGACUGAAAACAUUGUUAUCGUUGAUAUUUUCAUAGUGAAAUUUAAAUUUGGAGAAAAUAGAUAAUAUUUAUUUAUGUUAUUGUGUUCUAAUUUUGUAAGAAUUUGAAUGCAGAAGCAUACUUUAGGGAGCAUAGUUAUUUAAUUUUACCACAACACUGCGUGUUAAAAGUAAACCUACUUAAAUCCCAUGUUCUGCGUUAAUGAAAUCAACGCCUGAAGCUAACAACAAAUGUACUAUUAGGCUUCGCCAUUCGUUUCUUAUUAAUACUUAUUUUUUAAGUAAAUCGUUUCUUACAUACACACAGUUACCAAGUUGUCAAGAAAAUCAUUUCUUACAAAAAAACCAACUGAUCAAAGAUACAAUAGUUUAUUUUUAUAUUACAAACACCCUUUCCAUAAUUGGUUUCAUUUAAUACUUUAUUUUCUUGUAUCCAUAAAAUUAGAUAUAAUGUAAUAAGAUUUUAUAAAUAAAUACACAAAACAUUUGUAUUCGUUA